This is a messenger RNA of Staurois parvus, 349 nucleotides long. The record is from the annotation of a GenBank genome assembly. NCBI's taxonomy places the organism in Eukaryota, Metazoa, Chordata, Amphibia, Anura, Ranidae.
AUAGGCUGCUGCCAGUCCAGAGUGUCUCAUGGGUCCCUGUACGGCCUCCCAUUGCUGCUGGUCGCCAUCGCCACAACUCUGCCAUGGUGCCACUUUCAUUUCAGGUCUCCUCCCACUGCUGGUGGGUUUCCAUUUUGUCAUAUAGGUGCUGGCAGAUUACAGGCCUCCCAUUGCUGCUGCCAGGCCCGUAAUCUGCCAUGGCCCCCGUACCGCCUCCUCAUGCUGCUAGCCAGGUCCAGAGUGUGUCAUGGGUCCCUGUACGGCCUCCCAUUGCUGCUGUCUCCAUCGCCACACUCUGCCAUGUGCCACUUUCAGGUCUCCUCACACUGCUGAGGGUUCCAUUUUGUCA